Molecule: messenger RNA, 579 nt
Organism: Salarias fasciatus (jewelled blenny)
Lineage: Eukaryota; Metazoa; Chordata; Actinopteri; Blenniiformes; Blenniidae
Product: prospero homeobox protein 1-like
Exons: 5
Coding region: 1-579 (192 amino acids)
Biological process (GO): regulation of transcription by RNA polymerase II
Cellular component (GO): nucleus
Molecular function (GO): DNA-binding transcription factor activity, RNA polymerase II-specific; RNA polymerase II cis-regulatory region sequence-specific DNA binding
Source: RefSeq, a predicted model, not a curated record
AUGACGACGGAGGCGCCUCCUCAGCAACAUCUGCUCUCUGUCAAUGGCAGAAGAGGCCAAGCAACCCUCAAGACUCUGUCAGAGAUGAUCCCAUUAUCCGGCGCUGCUCAAGAGGAGGGCCUGACCACAAACCACCUGAAGAAAGCAAAGCUUGUGUUCUUCUACACGCGCUAUCCGAGCUCACAGGUGCUGAAGAUGUGCUUCCAUGAUGUGCAGUUCACCCGCUGCAUCACCUCCCAGCUCAUCAAGUGGUUCAGCAACUUCAGGGAGUUUUACUACAUCCAGAUGGAGAAGUUCGCCCGGCACGCUCUGCUGGAGGGGGUGGCGGACGUGAGGGCUCUGACUGUGGGGAGAGAAUCGGAACUUUUCAGAGCUCUGAACACGCACUACAACAAGGCCAACGACUUCCAGGUCCCUGACAGGUUCCUGGAAGUCGCCCAGAUCACACUGAGAGAAUUCUACAUGGCGAUCUCGAUGGGAAAGGAUCGCGAUCCAUCGUGGAAGAAAGCCAUCUACAAGACCAUCUGUAAACUGGACGCCGACGUGCCGCCCGAAUUCAAAAGUCAUCACUCUGGUUAA